Messenger RNA from Notothenia coriiceps (black rockcod), 2230 nucleotides. RefSeq names its product limb and CNS expressed 1 (gene lix1). The transcript has 6 exons. Gene Ontology annotation, cellular component: cytoplasm. The record is from RefSeq and is a predicted model, not a curated record. Lineage: Eukaryota; Metazoa; Chordata; Actinopteri; Perciformes; Nototheniidae. Bases 85 to 1182 code for a protein of 365 amino acids. Gene Ontology annotation, biological process: autophagosome maturation.
CAUGGUCUUCCCAUCCUGAGUUGUGAUGGCGGUCGUCGUUGGUCAUUCCCAGGGACAUAUGUGCUGUUUGGAUGGAUCUUUUUUAUGAGAGAUAAAGGAUUUAUUGAGGCAGCUGUGAAAGCAAACUGGAUGGAGAUGAGUCAAGUGGAAGUGGAGGAGAGCAUCAUGUCAUACCUGUCACACAGCGAGACUGACGCCAGCCCCAAAGACUUGAAUGUGGUGGCGAUGCUCCAUAACUUCUGGGAGCAGAGGCAGACGACUCAGUCCAACGGUUCCUCUGAUGAAUCAGACGGUUCUGUUGGGGAAGCCCCCGUCCACACUGAGAGCUUACUGCUGUACGAGUCUGCUGCGUCCCCCGGCCCACCAUACGUCUGCUAUGUGACCCUGCCUGGAGGAAGCUGCUUUGGGAACUAUAAGGUGUGUGACACCCAGGCAGAGGCUCGGCGGGACGCAGCUCGCGUGGCUCUGAUGAACUCUCUUGUGAACGAGCUGCCGUGUCGGCGCAUCAACCCUCAGUUCAUCACUCACAGUUUGGAGCAGGCGGCCACAGACAGUGCUGUCACUAUGGAGGAUUCUUGUGAUUCAAGCACCAGUAUAGGAACCUACCGUUUGCUGCUUCAUUCCUACAAAGGAAAGACAAUGUUGGAGUUUCAGGAAAUGAUGACAAUUUUCCAGUUGUUGCAGUGGAACGGGACACUGAAGGCUCUUAGGGAGAGGCAGUGCUCUCGGCAGAGUGUGAUAUCCUAUUACUCCCAGAGAGGACUUGAUGAGUACAUGCGCAGCAGCAUGGCUCUGGAUUGGCUGGGGCGGGAGCAGAGGUCAGCGGGGCGCCUGGGGGAGGAGCUGCAGGUGGCGCAGAGGGAGCUGGUGUUUGCCCGCCGCCGAGGCAUAGAGCUGCGCUUCUACAAGGAGAAGACAGAGAUCCUCAGCUUGGCUCUGAGUCAGGCAUAUAUUCACCACACACCUGAGGCCUUCAGUGAGGCGUCCAGUCACCCAUACAAGCAAGAAGAACUUCCUCUACACACAUUAUUCAGCCACAUCACAGACGUCCAGAUAACCCCACCCUGCAGUCCUUCACCACCCCUCCAACAAACACAAAGGAAACAGUCUGUCACACCUCUGGCAAACACUUCAGCUCAUAACAGUCCUGCUCCGUGCUCACAGUACACAUUUCUGCCUUGAUUUUAAAAUAGACGGAAGCCGAAAGUAAAGGAUGGACUUUGUCUUUGUAAUAGAGCUAAAACUUUUUCACUGGAGAUGUCACAUCACAUCUAUGUAAACCUUAGAGUUCUGUUAAAAAGAUUGUGCUAAGUUUUGUCUAUAUACUAAUGUUCUAACCUUACGUACGCUCUUUUGUGACUAUAGAACAAGGAACUUGAGCUAGAUAGGGUAUUUUAAUCUCCUACACACCAGAAAAGCAGCAUUCAAAUUAGUUAAAUUCAUUUGCUGGAUGUAGUUAAACUAUAAAAAGUGUCUGGCUCUCUAAGUUUGUAUGAAGAGCACUCUGCUUUCCUGCCUUAGCUUGUAUACUGUAUAAGUUCAGUUGUGUUUUCGUUUUGCCUAUAUUAUGAUUUAAACAGGAGUUUAAAAAUGAUAUAUUUAACCCUGUUACUAUUCAAUUAAAUUAAAUCAAUGAACUACUUUAUCUACCAGCAACUCCUCCCUCCCUGCCUCACUCUUCCUUUCUUCUUAUCUGCCUAGCAUGUCAUCUGGCAUGUCAAUUCCCUAAAUGGAAAUUAUUUGCCAAGGCAAUUCAGGAUACUGACGGACCCUGUGACAAGUUGCAUGAUGUGUUGGAGGUCUGCUAUGAGACAGUAAUAAAUCACACAUGAUGUCAUUAUGUCAGAGAGAAGCUGGAUAUAAAAUACAACCUGGUUUGUAUUUAUCAGGACACAACAGGAUGGCUGGUCAUGUCAUCAUUUUAAGAACUAGCAAAAUGUUCCUCAUUGUAAAAAUGCAUAGUGAUUUAGAGCAUUUGAUUAUCUUUGGUUGGAUUGGUUGGUGGAAAUGAACGUAUUUUAAAGGGAAAAUGUUUUGUGUUUUUUUAUCAUUUUUGUACAUGUUUGGAAAUAAAUAUGUUUUGCUACUCAUGACCUGCCUGUUGAUUCACUGCUUUUGAAAGUGUAGUAUGGCCUAUUACAGACAUGAUCACAUAUUAUUCUGAAACUGGCCCUUCUGUAAAUUGAAUACAAUUGUUUAUGUACAUGAAGUAUGUUUUGAUGCUAAUAUU